UCCUGAAAUAAGUAGAAACUAGUAGUCUUACUUCCUCUUUAACCAUCAUGUUCCUGAAAGUACAGGAAGUGCUCAACUUCCCAGCUCUGUGUGCUGUAUAUCAGACUAUUCAUUUCAGGGUAGAACAGAUCUGUUCCCUCUCUCUGCAGUCAGUCAAUCAAAGGGAUACAAAAUGGAGAUGACUGAGGCAAUUGUUGAGAAAAUUGAUGAUGAAGAAAACAACAAAGAUUUUGAAAUACACACCAGUAAGACUUUCAACAAGAUGAGCAUAUCCAGUAUUAGUAAAGAAGGAUCCUACAAGCUGGCUACAGUGUGUUUGGCGGUGAUGUGUGUGAUUCUACUUGUUGCCAUCAUAUUAUUCAAAUCACACAGCAGCAACAACACGAGCGAUGGGACAUUUCAACAACAGACUCUCGACAACUUGACCCAUGAGAUAGUCCAGUUACAGUCCCGUUACAAUAAUCUGACCAGAGACAGAGACCUCAUACAGACACUUUACAACAACCUGACCCUUCAAAAGUCACAGUUAGAGGACACAUUUAACAACAUGACCAAAGAAAAAGAAAUCUUACAGAACAUUUACGGCCACUUGAACACUGAGAAAUCUCAGUUACAGACCAGUUACAACAACUUGACUAGAGAAAGAGAUGAGCUGCAGAGCCUACGUGACAAAUUAGUGUCACGGCGCAUCAUGGAUAAAUGGAUUCGCAGAAAAACAAGCCUCUAUAAAAUCAGUGUUGCGAAGAAAUCCUGGAGUGAAAGCAGACAAAUUUGUUUAAAAAUGGGGGCAGAUCUAGUGAUUGUGAACGAUGAAGAUGAGCAGCAAUUCCUAGCAUCUUACAAGAAUCACUGGAUUGGUCUUUCGGAUACUGAAGAGGAGGGUGUAUGGAAAUGGGUGGAUGGCACCGUGCUGACAAACCCCUACUGGGCACCUGGUGAACCUAAUGAUGUAGAUGACGCGGAUGAAGAGGAUGGUGAAGACUGUGCAGAAAUCUCCUCAGAAGCUACAGAGUUUUCAAAAGCUUGGAAUGACAUGCUGUGCUCAACUAGAUUUCAAUAUAUUUGUGAGGACCAUAUUUGAGCAUUUCUAUUAAUAUCCUCUGAAUCAAUUCUCUUCCUGCCUGUAUGUGCAUUAUAGAAAUGUCUAUUGCAAAACACCAUGGGAAAUAGUCACCCGCAUCCCUCUUGCAAUGUUAAAUUUAAUCUUUACAUUUUUAAUCUGGGUCCGGGAUCUCCAAAGACGUUGUUGAUUUGUAGUCCAUUGCCUUCUGUGGGUCCAUAAAACGCUGCUCAGUCCCACCCAGUAGCGUGAUUCUGAAUGUGGCGGGAUGUCUGAAGCCAAACCGGGCACCCGAUAUGUUCUGUUAUUAUGUUAUUAAUUACACAUUGGUAAUACUAGACUUACAGUUUCUAGCAUAAUUUCCACUGAUUACAUUUGUGUCUGGUGUAAAUAGUCUAGGCCAUAUAACCUAUUCACCAUUACUAAAGCACAGUCACAGAAUACAAAGUGUAAAGGUUGCUGCUAAUAACACAUUUUGUUUGUUUGUUUCUUUGUUUGCUUGCUUCACUGCAAUAAUCAAAAUAUUAUAGUAGCCUAUUUUUCAUAAUCAACGUGUGUUCAUAUAGCCAGCAAAUGUACAUCUCAAUAUUGUUUUAGAUAAUACCAAGAUCAUCAUGUAUAGGCCCAUUUUAUUUUGACAUUGAUAGUCGAUAAACAGGGCAUGGAUAGAUUUUCUGUUAGGAAUACUCACAAGAAAUGUUUUACACAAGAGUUUGGAGAUUUGAUGUGUCAAAGAGGAAUAGUCCCACACUAUGAGAGCAACAAGGUUUUGUAUUUUCUCUUGAGGGAAGUGCAGUGUGUGCUGGGUCCAUUCUAUUGUAAUGUCAACCAACCAUGGAUGAAAACAAAAACAAAAGUAAUAAUGUGUCAUGUAUUUAUCAUUAUUU
Messenger RNA from Alosa sapidissima (American shad), 1947 nucleotides. Its product is annotated as C-type lectin domain family 4 member M-like. NCBI's taxonomy places the organism in Eukaryota, Metazoa, Chordata, Actinopteri, Clupeiformes, Clupeidae. The coding region runs from base 173 to 1081 and encodes 302 amino acids. The record is from RefSeq and is a predicted model, not a curated record. The transcript is spliced from 5 exons.